Pyrgilauda ruficollis (rufous-necked snowfinch) is the source of this 2194-nucleotide messenger RNA. Its product is annotated as neutral ceramidase-like. Gene Ontology annotation, cellular component: extracellular region. Gene Ontology annotation, molecular function: N-acylsphingosine amidohydrolase activity. The record is from RefSeq and is a predicted model, not a curated record. The transcript is spliced from 20 exons. Gene Ontology annotation, biological process: ceramide catabolic process; long-chain fatty acid biosynthetic process; sphingosine biosynthetic process. Lineage: Eukaryota; Metazoa; Chordata; Aves; Passeriformes; Passeridae. Bases 50 to 2170 code for a protein of 706 amino acids.
GGAAUAUUGUGGGGUUUGUUCCCAGAUCUCUUCAGAAGGUGCCCCCACCAUGCCUGGAAAGAGGUCCAGGUGCUCCUUCUCCCGGCUGGAGGUGAUCCUGAUCGUGUGCCUGGUGCUGAUGGUCUCCCUCACUGUGGCGCUCCUGGUGCUGCACUUCCUCACCAAAAACACCGAUGACUGCACCAACAACACAGCAGAGGAGGCAAAGUACCUGCUGGGUGUUGGCAGAGCUGACUGCACGGGGCCCGUGGCACAGGUGCCUCUGAUGGGAUAUGCCAACCCCGAGCAGGUGGGUGGCGGGCUCCUCUCACGCCUCUACAGCCGAGCCUUCAUCGUGGCAGAGCCCGAGGGCUCCAAGCGCGUCGUGUUCGUCAGCGCCGACAUCGGGAUGGUGUCCCAGAGAGUGAGGCUGGAGGUGCUGAAGCAGCUGCGGAGCAAGUACGGCGAGCUGUACCGGCAGGACAACGUCAUCCUCAGCGGGACCCACACCCACUCAGGGCCUGCAGGCUACUUCCAGUACACCCUCUUCUGGAUCACCAGCAAGGGGCUCAUCCAGCCAGCCCUCAGCUCCAUCGUGAAUGGCAUUGUGAAGAGCAUAGACAUUGCCCAUGAGAACAUGAAGAGAGGAAGGCUCUUUAUAAACAGAGGCACAGUAGAAAACAGCCAGAUCAACCGGAGCCCUUUCUCCUACCUCGCGAACCCGGAGUCCGAGCGGAAAAGGUAUUCAUCCAACACGGAUAAAGAAAUGGUGCUGCUGAAGAUGGUAGAUGAGAACGGGCACGAGCUGGGCCUCAUCAGCUGGUUUGCCGUGCACCCGGUGAGCAUGAACAACUCCAACCACCUGGUGAACAGUGACAACGUGGGCUACGCCUCCUACCUGUUUGAGCAGGAGAAGAACAAGGGAAUGCUCCCUGGAGAGGGCUCUUUCGUGGCCGCCUUUGCCUCGUCCAACCUGGGAGACGUGUCCCCCAACACGCGGGGCCCCUUCUGCGCCAACACGGGCGAGUCGUGUGACAACCCCCAGAGCACCUGUCCCGUCGGAGGGGCAACCAUGUGCAUGGCCAAGGGGCCUGGGAAUGAUAUGUUUGAGAGCACCAGGAUUAUAGGGCAAAACAUCUACUUGAAAGCAAAGGAGCUGUAUGAAAAAGCCUCCCAGGAGGUGACAGGACCCCUGAGCUCAGCCCACCAGUGGGUGAAAAUGAGCAACGUGUCCGUGGAGCUCAACGCCACACACACGGUUAAAACCUGUAAACCAGCCCUGGGGCACAGCUUUGCUGCAGGGACUAUUGAUGGAGUGGGGGCUUUCAACUUCACCCAAGGCUCAGUAGAAGGGGACCCGUUUUGGGAUCAAAUCCGGGACCAGCUGCUGGGAGAGCCAUCGAACGAAACCACAGCCUGCCACAAACCCAAGCCCAUCCUCUUCAACACGGGAGAGGUAAGGACACACCUGACCAUGUCUGGACGCAGGCUGCGGGAGGCUGUUCAAAGGGAAUUUAAUUCCCAUGGGACAUCAGGGAUGAACGUUGUGAUUGCAGGUCUGUGCAAUGUCUACACCCACUACAUCACCACCUAUGAGGAAUACCAGGUUCAACGAUACGAGGCUGCCUCGACUAUUUAUGGGCCACACACCCUUUCUGCUUACAUCCAGCUGUACAGGGGCCUGGCCAAGGCUAUUGCUCUGAAUGCCACUCAGGAGCUGUCCCCUGGCCCAGAGCCCCCACUUUUCAACGUAACCAAGCUGACCCUGCUGCCUUCUCUCGGCACCGAGAACGCGCCAGCCAACAAAAACUUUGGAGAUGUGCUGGAAGAAGUGAGACCAGAGUAUCGAGAGAGAGAAGUUGCUGAAGUGACUUUUGUGGGUGCAAACCCCAGGAACUCAGCAGAGAACGCGACUGAGCAUAACUUCCUGACGGUGGAGAGAUACUCCAACAUUUCCAGCAGCUGGCAUGUGGUGCUGAACGACGCCUCCUGGGACACCAGGUUUUACUGGAGCAAAGGAUCCCUUGGCCAGAGCAACGUGACCAUUGAGUGGCACAUCCCGGCUGGCACGGAGCCCGGCGUGUACCGGCUCCGCUACUUCGGGCACUACAAGAAGAGGGUGGCCUUCCUCCGUGUCAUCAGCGUCCCCUUUGAGGGCUCAUCCUCAGCAUUUCAAAUCACAGCUCCAUAGGUGACCCCGUUCCCUAAAGGGCCA